This is a messenger RNA of Scleropages formosus (Asian bonytongue), 285 nucleotides long. RefSeq names its product gonadotropin-releasing hormone 3 (gene gnrh3). Gene Ontology annotation, biological process: reproductive process; multicellular organism development. NCBI's taxonomy places the organism in Eukaryota, Metazoa, Chordata, Actinopteri, Osteoglossiformes, Osteoglossidae. Gene Ontology annotation, cellular component: extracellular region. The record is from RefSeq and is a predicted model, not a curated record. The transcript has 3 exons. The coding region runs from base 1 to 285 and encodes 94 amino acids. Gene Ontology annotation, molecular function: gonadotropin hormone-releasing hormone activity; gonadotropin-releasing hormone receptor binding.
AUGGAGCUCACAGGGAAAAGUGUUCUGCACCUGGUGGUCCUGGCACAUGUCGCUCAGAUAGGUUUCUCCCAGCACUGGUCGUACGGCUGGCUGCCUGGCGGGAAGAGAAGUGCUGGUGAUACGGAAGCAAAGGUUAAGAUGAUGGACAGUGGAGACUUAGUGACCUUCUUUGAUGAACCCAGCCCCUUUGUGUUGGAGAGUUUGGGUACAAAUCAGUUCGGAAGAGAAGAUGGUGGAGAAUUUACCAGAAAACGAAAAUGGAUGCACCAGAAAAGAAUAAUUUGA